GUGAGUGUGUCUUCAGAAACCCGUCCGUGUGGGAGCAACAAUCACAUCAAAGAUGGAGACCGUAAACGCUGGACAAAUGAUGAGUUUAGCAGCUCUACAGAGACAGGACCCGUACAUAAACAAACUGCUGGAUGUUACCGGACAGGUGGCUCUCUACAACUUCAACUCCAAAGCCAACGAAUGGGAGAAGACCGAAAUCGAAGGCACCCUGUUUGUUUAUGCAAGGUCUGCCACGCCUCACCAUGGCUUCACCAUCAUGAACCGACUGAGCACAGAGAACCUGGUGGAGCCGAUCAACAAAGACUUGGAGUUCCAGCUGCAGGAUCCCUUUCUGCUCUAUAGGAAUGGCAACUGUGAGUAUUUUGCUCAGGUGGGUGAAACCGAUGCGUCUGCAGAGCUCAACCUGAAAACAGCUUUCACCGCCACAGAGCAGAGCACACCGAAGGCUGAGAAGGUACAGACAAUACACCAACAUAGCUCUCAUACGAUGGUGAAGCAGAUCACAGUUGAGGAGCUCUUUGGCUCGUCCCUCCCUAAGGGCCCCUCUCUACCCAUAAUGCCCACACAGAACUCCAGCACUGCUUCCAGUGACCCCUCCACUGCCUACCUCCAGAACCAGCCUUACCCCACUCCAGCCCUCCAGACCCCGCUCUUUCCUCCCCAUCACUCAUCCCAGGACCCUGCGUCAGGUCAGCGGCACCAGGUCCCCGGCCUGCUCCCAGCUCCGUACGCACUGCAGCCCGGCUCUGUUUUCCAGUCGGCGGUCCCCAGGUCGGACCCCCAACCGCGGUGCUCAGUGUCCCCCCUCAUGGUGGUUCCAGCCGGCCCAGAGCCUCACGCUGCACCAUCAGCACCUCCUACGGCGUAUUUGGGACAAGACAUGCUCGCCACCCUCAAAGUGGCAAUGCCCUCUGUGAAUCAUGACCUCCACAAACCCAUCCUGGCACCCAACUUCCUGCCAAACAGGCUGUUCACCCCCCACAGCUUCCAGGAGCCCGCGGUGAGACCGUCCCUCCAGCACAGCAAGGAGAUGGAUGUCUUCUCUCCGCCUCCAAACCUGAUCAAACCCAUGUCGGCUGUCCCCAUGAGUCCUGGUUUUGCUGUUCCGGGGCCAGCCUUUUCUUUGCUUCUCUCCCCCAGCGCCUUCCAGCAGUCCUUCAGUCAGACGUCAGCAGCCCCCCCUGCCCCCUCCGAGCCCUCCUACCCGUCCUCAGGAGCUUUAGAGCCUCCACAGGCAGCCUGCAGCAAAACACAGCUACAGGACACUCUGAUACACCUCAUCAAGAGCGACCCAGACUUCCUCAGUGCGAUUCAUGAUGCGUACCUGCAGAGCGUGUCCAAGGACUUCAGCAACAUGAAGCUAUAGUCUCCUAAGCCAUCACCACUGUCCCUCUCACCGACCUUGAGGAAUCCUCAAUGAAACGGGAGCUAAAGGAAGUGAAGCUAACAGGUUGUCCACACACUGCACAUCGCACAGCGGCCAUUAAGCCCUCUGCUCCUGACUCUGAACUCUGAUGCUUUCCCCAGUUGGCUUGGAUCAGUUUACUGCCUGUUUAUUCAAACUGAACUCAUGUGGAAAAUAACGUUGAGAUAUAACGUCCCAGUGUGGCCUUGACUUUUCAUUUCAACUUUGUAAAUGUGAUCCAACAGUCGACCGCUCACUGGUGAAGUGAAGCUGCGGACGGGGCCACAGUGGAGCGAACCAUUUUUUUAUUUGACCUUUGGAAGGAUGAUUUGGCAGCUUGAACAUUAUGGGAAUCACAGACAAACUGUCCCACUGUGGCGUUAAAAAGGACUGUCCCUUAUUGAACUUUCUCCUUCAGAGUAAUGCUGCCAUCUCUUUUACUGUGGCAAUGUGUCUUUGUCAGUGUUUCAUAAAAAGGAGGAGAUUGAAGAGGAAUACUUUUUUCAAACAUGGUUUUUGUCUGGAGAAGCACAUUCUGCUCAAUCUCAUAUUCAGUUCCUCUUAAAGACAAAGAGACGAAUGCACAAACCAGCUUCUUUGCUGCCUUUCCUUUCUCCACAUGUCCCCAUCCCUUGCUCUUUCUCCACAUGUCCCCAUCCCUUGCUCUUUCUCCACAUGUCCCCAUCCCUUGCUCUUUCUCCAUGUGUCUCCUCCACCCUCUGAGCUCAGUGCGUCAUGUCUCGGAGGGGAGCGUGCAAUAAACGACAGUCACGAUGCCUUUAGGGAAACCAGCAUUUGGGGACACUUUAGCAAGGUACGGUAGAGCUCAAUGUAUCUGAACCUCUGGGUUCUGGUUGCGCAACAAAAAUAUGAGGAAACAUUUGCAAUUGGUUUAUGAAUAUUGUUUGCAUUCAGACCUUAAUAUUUAAUUUCCUAAAAAAAUAGAAGGCUGAUAUGCUUCUGAUAGCUUCAGUAUGAUUCAACCAGUUUCUACUAACAAUCCAAGAAUUAUAUAAUCAUUCCUGUUUCAAAAUUUAUUUUUCGAGAGCGCAGUUACUUCACAAAGACUUGAAGACAAAAAAUAUUAGUGGUAACAUGUCUUUUUUUUUUUGCAGUAUAAUGCUACUGCAGCACAGAAACGUAGGCCCAGUGGGAACAGGAAGUUGAGUGGUCUUUGAACAAAGAAAACUGAAACUAUACAUCAGAAAAAUCAGCUCAAAGAUUAAGAGGAAAAUGUUUUGUGUGACUUGUGGGCAUUUUUGAACGGAUCAAUAACAGGUUUCCUUUUCCAUGUUGUUUAACAUUCAGCAUGAACAAGACCAUUAAACAGUUGGUAAAAGCACGAAUAUUUAAGUUAUCAGCCUUUUUAAUUGUUUGAUGUCAGUAGUCAUGUUACUGUUCAGAGGUCUAUAUUAAAGUAGCAAUCAAUAUAAAAAUUCACUCCAGAAACUUUAGUAGUAGAAAUGUUUCUUUGUUUGUGUGCUGCAAAACAUUUUUUGCUAAGGCUCUUUUUCACGUGAGAAACAUUUGAAAGAUACCUAUAAGGGAGUCAGAUUAAAUUCUGCUGAAUACCCGUUUUGAUGACUCCACAACAUUGCAUUUGGACUGCUAUUUGAAUGUGUUUUUGAUUAAUCAAAGUAUGUUUGUGCCUGUCUUGUUUUCCUCUGUCCUGAAUAUUUAGGUUGACCGCUACAUGAUUUCAGUACCAGAUGUUAACCACUUGUUUUUUUUGUGCAAAUCAAGACUCAAAGUACGAGGGCGCAAAAUCAAAUAAUGUGAAUACUUAUUUGCCCUGUUAUCAUUUUCAUUUCAGAAGAAAUCUUGCCAAAACGUCUGGCAUAUGUUGGGUAAAUAAACGCGCACAGGACGAAUGAUUGAAAUGUAGAUUUAUUUUUAUCCCGGUCAGAUAUUUAAGAUUUUAAGGUUAUUUUACGCUUUGCUAUAUUUUAUCUUAUUGGCCAGAUAUAUGACUUUGGGAAAGUCUUUGCAAAUGAUAUACAUUUUUCCAAGAGUGUUGCAACUGUAUAUCAUUUUGACUAUUUUGUGAUAAUAAAGAACUGAAAA
Molecule: messenger RNA, 3469 nt
Organism: Notothenia coriiceps (black rockcod)
Lineage: Eukaryota; Metazoa; Chordata; Actinopteri; Perciformes; Nototheniidae
Gene: dcp1a
Product: decapping mRNA 1A
Exons: 7
Coding region: 53-1366 (437 amino acids)
Biological process (GO): positive regulation of catalytic activity; deadenylation-independent decapping of nuclear-transcribed mRNA; deadenylation-dependent decapping of nuclear-transcribed mRNA
Cellular component (GO): P-body
Molecular function (GO): mRNA binding; enzyme activator activity
Source: RefSeq, a predicted model, not a curated record